This is a messenger RNA of Myzus persicae (green peach aphid), 3083 nucleotides long. Its product is annotated as aminopeptidase N-like. The transcript is spliced from 14 exons. Gene Ontology annotation, biological process: peptide catabolic process; proteolysis. Lineage: Eukaryota; Metazoa; Arthropoda; Insecta; Hemiptera; Aphididae. The coding region runs from base 188 to 2971 and encodes 927 amino acids. Gene Ontology annotation, cellular component: cytoplasm. The record is from RefSeq and is a predicted model, not a curated record. Gene Ontology annotation, molecular function: zinc ion binding; metalloaminopeptidase activity; peptide binding.
AUAGGCAGCAUAGUACUAAAACUUAAUAUAACUCGGACAAUGUGAUGUUUUUAAUCUAUAUUGUAACUUUUGUUUAACUAAAUACUAUAUUAUAAACUGUUUUUUAUCUAUAAACUAUUAUUUAAAACCAUUAUGGUAAAUUGAUAUCAUUACAAAAGUACUAACGUAUUGAUAUGAUAUAAUUCCGAUGUUCAUUAUAGUCGAUGGAGUUCUCACAAUAAGAAUGAAGUUUGUAGGCUUUAAAAUGAUAUUUAUCAUCGCUUUGUCCCUCAUGGGAUCGGUUGUGAAUUCGAAAGAAAGUUCCGAAUUCAAAUUGCCAACUAAUUUUAAGCCCGUUAACUAUCGGCUGGAUGUGACCACGUACUUGGAGGAUAAAUUCAUGUUUGAAGGAAUGGUUGAUAUUCGCAUGUCCUGCAUAGAAGCCACCGACACCAUAGUACUGCAUUCAAACAGGUUGAAGAUCGAUAGCAAAAAUGUCAUUGUGGCCAACAGUGGUGAAAAUAUCAAACUGCCAGUGGGCAGUGUUUCCUUUGACCCGAAGAAAGAUCUUAUGUACGUCAAGUCAACCGUAAACUUUAAGCCCGGUGAUGAAUACGUACUGUCCAUACUAUUCACCGGAAACAUCACUGACAAUUUGGCAGGUUACUACAAAAGCAGUUACGUGGACAAGGAAAGCAAUCAAACGAGAUGGUUAGCUGUAACUCAAUUCGAACCAGCGGACGCACGAAGAGCUUUCCCCUGCUUUGACGAGCCCGCGUACAAAGCGACCUUCCAGAUAAACUUGGGUCAUAAAAAAGAAUUGACUGCCAUUAGUAAUAUGAAAUUCGUUAACCAAACGCCCUGCUCUGCGAAACCAGGUUAUGUUUACGACGUAUUCGAAGAAUCUGUGCCGAUGUCCACUUAUUUAGUGGCAUACAUGGUGUCAGAUUUCGUAUACAUUAAAUCGGAUGGUGGAGAUACCGAAGUGGAGUUCCGUAUAAUCGCCAGGAAGGACGCAGCCAAUCAAACAGAACUUGCUAACAACUUGGGACCUAAGGUCUUGAAAUAUUACGAAGAUUAUUUCGACGAAAAAUUCCCACUGUCCAAACAAGACAUGGUGGCCAUACCAGAUUUUUCAGCCGGUGCUAUGGAGAAUUGGGGUCUCGUCACAUACAGAGAGACCGCAUUGUUAAUUGAUUUGGACGUGGCUACAAUUAAUGACGUACAUGGAGUAGCCGUAACUAUCGCUCACGAACUUGCUCACCAAUGGUUUGGUAAUCUCGUUACCAUGAAAUGGUGGACCGACCUUUGGUUGAAUGAAGGAUUUGCCACUUACGUAUCAGCCCGUGGAGUGGAUUUUUUGUACCCCGAAUGGAACUCUUUCGAAGUCGAAACUGUCCAAAACUUUUUACGCGUUUUGGAUGUUGAUUCGCUUCAAUCGUCACACCCAGUGUCGGUAGCUGUCGGAAAUAUUGAUGAAAUAGCACAGAUUUUCGACACGAUAUCUUACACGAAGGGUUCUAUUUUGUUGCACACGAUGAACACAUUCCUUGGCGAGGAUACGUUCAAACAGGGAAUUCGAAAUUACAUAGACAAACACAAGUUUUCCAACGCCGAACAGGAUGAUUUGUGGAGUUCAUUGACCGAGGAAGCUCACCGCCAAGGAACUUUGGACAAAAAUCUCACCGUGAAACAAAUAAUGGACACAUGGACUUUGCAAACCGGAUAUCCCGUAUUGAAAGUCGUCCGAGACUAUUCCGCGGAUACUGUUACAUUGUCUCAGGAACGGUUCCUGACGAUCAAAUCAAACAGUACAGACAAGAAAAGCUGUUGGUGGAUACCAAUCACUAUGACGACUUCUACUGAGGCUGACUUUAACCAGACAAAAGCAAAAUCGUGGUUGAAUUGCGAAAACAACAACCUCACGUCGCCGUUGGCCAAAGACAACGAAUGGGUCAUCUAUAACAUACAGAUGGCCGGUUUGUUCAGGGUUUUAUACGAUACACAAAACUGGAUGGGUAUCAUUUCUACGUUGAACGAUCCAACCAAUUACAAAACUAUACACACAUUAAACCGAGUACAGUUGAUCGACGAUUUGUUUAGUUUUUCACAGGUUGGUGAUGUAGACUAUGAGACCACUUUUCAACUUUUGAAAUAUCUAAAACACGAAAGCGCGUACGCACCGUGGAAGACUGCGAUAAGUGGUUUGAGAAAGAUAAAUAAAUUCCUGGAAAGGACCCCGAAUGAAGCAGUGUUCCAAAACUACAUGCAACGUAUGUUAUCGUCAGUGUACAGUAAAUUCCAAGACAUGACCGUUGAACUUAAUGGUUUCGAACAAGUACAAUUUAAGAAUCUGAUAACUGCCGAAGCCUGCAGACACCAAAUAAAGGACUGUACCGAACAAGCUCUGAACUUGUUUAGAAAGUGGAUGGAAAUUACCGACCCAGACAAUAAUAAUAUAUUGCCAAGAGAGCUGAAACCCACUAUUUACUGUCAAGCUAUCAAACAUGGAGGUGCAGACGAAUGGAACUUUUUAUGGGAACGCUAUCAGCAUUCAAAUUUGGGAUCUGAAAAAGAAAAUAUCCUCUUAGCAUUAGGAUGUAGUUCGAAAAUUCAGUUACUAAACAGAUACUUGAAUUGGUCGCUUAAAAAUUCAAUUAUUCGCAAACAAGACGCUACCACGGUAUUCAACGCCGUAGCGACCAAUGACAUUGGCUUUAAUGUGGCAAAAGAGUUUUUGUAUAGCAAAAUUGCUGAUAUAUCUGAAUACUUCCAACCUAAAGGAGAUCACGUAGGUCAAUACGUAAAUGUUAUAGGGUCUCAAAUAAAAACUAAAGAAGAGUUAGAUGAGAUUCAAUCAUUUAUUAACACAUCGUCAGGUUAUUUAAAAGGGACUGAUUUGGCUAUCAAUCAGACAAUUGAGACUGCAAAAAUAAACGUUGAAUGGACUUUCAAGUUUUAUGAUAAAAUUGUAAAUUACAUUGCACAAUGAUUACAAUGUUACUAGUUGACCGCUUCGACGAAAAAAGCGAUACAAUAUGAUAUCAAAUACUAAAAAAUUAAACUGUUCACAUUUUUAACAAUAUAUUUUUUUCAUAAUAUGA